Messenger RNA from Nicrophorus vespilloides, 4019 nucleotides. RefSeq names its product probable cation-transporting ATPase 13A3. The record is from RefSeq and is a predicted model, not a curated record. Bases 687 to 3980 code for a protein of 1097 amino acids. The transcript is spliced from 13 exons. Gene Ontology annotation, cellular component: membrane. NCBI's taxonomy places the organism in Eukaryota, Metazoa, Arthropoda, Insecta, Coleoptera, Silphidae. Gene Ontology annotation, biological process: polyamine transmembrane transport; intracellular calcium ion homeostasis. Gene Ontology annotation, molecular function: ATP binding; P-type transmembrane transporter activity; ATP hydrolysis activity.
AUUUUGGUUGACUCUUCCUCUCUCACUUUAAUACCAUAUGCUUCCCUUGCAUUUUUUUUUAUUUCUUCUCUCAUCUUUGUUUUGUUUUGGAUUUUUGUAUUUUGGUUGGUGGAUCGAACGAAGGUUGGUCUUGUUAGAAGCGGACCGUCGCUAUCGCAAGACUUCUGCUUCUCCAAUGAUAAAACACACUCUUUAUUGCAGACGAGAAUCGCGUACGUAAUUGAAGAAAUGAACGUGGAAAAAAGUAUAAACUUGCGAACGGGCGGUGGAAAAAAAGCGUGAGGUGCGCGACGAACGACGUGCGGUAUUUCCAUGCGAUAAUUAUGAACAUUCAUUACCGUUUUAGCUCUGAACGAAAUUGAAACGCGAUCUAACAUCGCCACAAACAAACGAAAUACACCUCAAUUUAUCAGUGCUUAUUUUUUCCCUCAUCUUCACCUUUCCGCAUCGAAAAGGACAAUAAAAAAGGAAAAAUAAGAUCCAGGAGUGAUUAGGCGAGGAAUCUCGUUACGAAAUUUAAAAACAAUUACGUGCCGCGCUGAUAAAGUGUUUGAGAAGAACGAUGUUCAGAUGACGCCAAAAUAUUGCGGGUCGCGUCCGGCUAACGACCAGUGCUGAGUAACUUUCUCAUUUCAAAUUUCCAUCAACUUUAGUGACAUUCCUUCUAACCAUUCUAUUGCAUCGACAUGGAUUCGACUUCGAAGCCUACUUUUAUUAAUUUCGGACAAGAGGAUCAAAUGGAAAUUCGAGGUUACAAGAAGAACAAAUCGAAAACAUUCCUAAUUUAUCUUUGCUAUUUAUUAACCGGCGGACUGCUGAGGUUGUUCUUCCAUUGGUAUCCGAGGCUAAGGUUAAUUAGCACGCACGAGGUUUGCCGAUUGACGGAAGCGGAAAAGAUUUUGAUAAUAGAGGAUUACAAAGGUAAAUGGAAGUCCUAUUUCGUGGAGGAAAUCAAAUCGUUGAGGAGCUACGAUUACGACUUGACGUAUUACUUGAGCAACGGCAGCAAAAAAGAAAAUCGAGAUGCUAAGAUUUUCGAUUGCAAGAGGACGAGGUACGUCUUUCACGAUGAGGAGCAGGGUUUCUUGAAACUGUGCGGAUUGGAGACAGGUAUUGCGAGGAGCGCUUUCCACACGCUCAUCCCGCUCAGGGUUCAAGAUCAGAUCUCAAGGAGCGUGAUUUACGGUGCUAAUGAGAUCGACGUGCCACUGGACAGCGUUUUCUCGCUGUUCGUGCUCGAAGCUCUGACGCCCUUCUACAUUUUCCAAGUCUUCAGUUUGAUAGUCUGGUUGGCCGAAGAGUACUACUAUUACGGAAUCGCCAUUGUUUUGAUGUCCGUCAUAGGUAUUGGCUCAUCCGUUAUACAAACACGAAAGAACCAAUCGAGAUUAAGAGGCACCUUGCACAUGACUGACACCGUCUCGAUUCUCAAAAAUGGUUUCUACUACGACGUUCCGACCACCGAAUUGGUACCGGGUGAUAUGAUUGUUGUUCCUCCGCAUGGAUGCACCAUGCAUUGCGACGCAACCCUUCUGAACGGCAGUUGCGUUGUCAACGAAAGCAUGUUAACUGGCGAAUCCGUGCCGGUCGUGAAAACAUCACUGCCAAACACUUCCGAAACGUUCAGCAUUAAAAAUGACGAAGAUCACGUGCUUUAUUGCGGCACGCAAGUGAUACAAACUCGGCAAUUGGGAGACUCUCCAGUAUUAGCUGUUGUCCUCAGGACUGGUUUUCUGACCUGCAAAGGGCAAUUGGUGCGCAGCAUUAUGUAUCCGCCGCCUGCAGAUUUUAAAUUCGAUCAGGACAGUUACAAGUACAUUCUGAUACUUGCAGCGAUAUCCGUGAUCGGUGUUAUUUACACGGUGAUCUCUAAAAGCACACGUAACAUAGCCGUGACCGAUAUAAUCAUUAAAGCUUUGGACACCAUCACCAUAGUUCUUCCGCCUGCUCUACCAGCGGCCAUGACCGUCGGUAAACUGUUCGCUCUCAAUAGGUUGAAGAAAAAGGAUAUUUUCUGUAUGAACUCGAGAGUCAUCAACGUUUCCGGUUCUAUAAAUUGCGUUUGCUUCGAUAAGACUGGAACUUUAACGGAGGACGGGCUGGAUAUGUGGGGAGUAGUCCCCAUAGAAAACGGAAAGUUCCUAAGUCCAAUGAAGGACAUCACCAAUUUAUCAAAUAGCUCGCCGUUAUUACAAGGAAUGGCUUCCUGCCAAUCCCUAGCCUUAAUCAAAAAUAAAUUAGAAGGCGAUCCUCUCGACACCAAAAUGUUCGAGUCUACCGGUUGGGUUUUGGAACAGCCUAAGAAGAUGAUCGCCUUAGGCCACCAAAUUCACACGGUACUUAAACCCGCUUUCGGAGACGUUCAAAUUAAGUUGAUCCACCAAAACCAAUUCUCCUCGAAGCUGCAGCGUAUGAGCGUCGUCGGUUUAAUAGACGAUGAAUUCGUCUUGUUCUGUAAAGGUUCACCAGAAAUGGUCGCCUCUUUAUGUGAUUUCAACACCAUUCCGGAAAACUUGAGCUCCAAGUUAAAAUCGUACACGGUGCAAGGGUACAGAGUUAUAGCGAUGGCAUUCAAACAUUUGCCGUCGAUGAGUUGCGAAGAAUUGCAGCAGAUGAAAAGGGACCAGUUUGAAUGCGACAUGACGUUCUUAGGGCUGAUUGUUCUUGAGAAUAAACUCAAACCGGAAACGGCAGAUAUUAUCAGCGUUUUACGGAACGCCGAUAUUAAAGUAGUCAUGAUAACUGGUGAUAACAUGCAAACUGCGUUGAGUGUGGCUAAAGAAUGCGGCAUUUGCGAGCUCGGAACUACUGUCGUUGACGUGGAAGUGAUUGCUCCAGCGAAAAACGAAGAAUAUAAGUUGCGGCUGACCAGUGAUCAAAUUAAUGUUUCCCAAGAAAUGUGUAUUUUAAAUAUGGAGGAGAAUAGGAAGAUUCAGUUUGCUAUAACUGGUAACAAUUGGAAAUUGAUUAGAGAACAUUUCCCGAAUCAUGUAGCGAGUUUCAUAAGCAACGGUAUAGUUUUCGCUCGAAUGUCUAGCGAUCAGAAGCAGCAGUUGAUUGAGGAACUGCAAAAUUUGGGUUACUAUGUCUCUAUGUGCGGUGAUGGUACCAAUGAUUGCGGCGCUUUGAAGGCGGCGCACGUGGGAAUCUCCUUAUCGGAUGCCGAGUCCAGCGUGGCCUCACCAUUCACCUCGAAGAACGCGAACAUUUCUUGUGUGCCGGAGAUUAUCAAGCAGGGUAGAGCGGCUCUGGUCACGAGUUUCGGCAUCUUCAAGUUUAUGGUUGCGUAUAGCAUGACCGAAUUCCUUUCGGUCAUCAUCCUCUACGGCAUAGACUCGAACCUAACGUCCAUCCAGUUUCUCUACAUUGACGUUUGCAUCAUACUCGUACUGAGCGCUGUUUUUGGUAAUACCGGAGCGUACGAGAAAGGAUUAUGGAACGUGCCGCCGAUGACGUCCCUCCUCAGUGCGAUUCCAUUGAUUUCGCUCAUCCUGCAAGUAUUAAACGUCGUCGCCUUCCAAGUGGCGGCUUAUCAUCUCAUACAGACAUACGAUUGGUUCGAGCCGUUCGAUUUCAUACCAAACACGAAUAUUUACACGAGUUACGAGAACUACGCCGUGUUUGCUACCAGCGCCUUCCAGUACAUAACAUUAGCUGUAGUAUUCUCAAAAGGUUCGCCAUAUAGGAAGCCGAUCUACACGAAUUAUUGGUUCAGUUUGUCGCUGAUCCUCGUCACAAGCCUUUGCAUUUAUAUCAUUUACGAUCCAGCUCAAUGGAUGCUAACGCUCUUCGAGAUGAAGAUCCCACCAGAAUCUGAUGGAAAAAUGAUGGUCCUACUUCUAGCCGUAGCGCAUUUCUUCUCCGCCUACGUAAUCGAAGACUUUCUUUGCGAUUACAUCUUAGGUAAGAAGCUGAAUCUUAGGGAUAGUGGCAAAGUGAAGGUCGUGAAUGGAAUUGACAACGUUGCAUAUAUCAAUUAAAUUAUUUUGUUUUUGUUAUAAAUACAUUGUUCUUAUUGA